This is a messenger RNA of Caenorhabditis briggsae, 3714 nucleotides long. The coding region runs from base 1 to 3714 and encodes 1237 amino acids. The record is from RefSeq and is a predicted model, not a curated record. The transcript has 24 exons. NCBI's taxonomy places the organism in Eukaryota, Metazoa, Nematoda, Chromadorea, Rhabditida, Rhabditidae.
AUGGAUUCCAACAUAGUUUUUUCUGAUGUAGUGCAUGGUGAUUGGACUGUUCAUGAUAAUGAAGUUGUCAUCUCUUCCGAAGAGGUUCUUCCUGCUGUCACGAAAACUGAGGUUAUCAGUGAUGCUGAGAAGGUUUCUGGUGAAGAACAAAGCCAUGAAAACGACGAAGUGAUCGACAUUGAAAGUCAUAGCGACUUAGAAGAUUUGGAUAAGGAACCAACUAACAACAUCCAUGAGUCAAUGCAUCCAAGCUCGGCACCUAUGCCACACGAUCCGAAUGUAUACAUGAGUCCGCAGUACUUCGAAUCUGUUGUUCGGCAAGAACCUAUCCCUCAGCAGUUUCUUUAUUACCCUGGCUUCGCUCAUGGAUACUCCGUUUCUUCUACGUACCACCAGCCGUUCGUUUCAAUGGUUCGUCAGAAGAAGACCAGUGCUCUCGCUACUGUUCUUGGGUACUCGCUACGACCUCCAGUUCCUGUUAGUGAAAUCUGGUUAUUCCUCGAAAGUUUGUGGACCCAGCACAUAGCUCAAUCGCACAUCGACUAUGUUCCUAGGUACCCAUUUGGAUAUGAGAACCAAUAUAGUCAGCAGGUGGAUGUAAACUACAACGAGCUCAUCAACGAGGAACAAGAUGUAAAAAUCAGUUGCACUAUAUCAAAGAAUCCUCAUGAAAACAAAUCCACCCGGUUCGAAAACGUCGAGGAAAAAGCUGCUUCUCCAUCUUCAUCAUUUCCAUUUACAGACUGUUGUCGAGAGAAUGUGUCAUGUAUUCCAUCUCGUCCCAUUCCCAGCUUCGGUCUCUCUACUGAAGAAACUUCCAAUGACUUUUCGACAGGAGCCAGCCAUGGGAAGUCUAAGGAAGCUCGACAAAACCAUCACAUUGCGAGAGUAGCAGACUAUGUUGACGGAGGCCUCUUGGACGGUGGUAUUAGUAGACACCAGACUGACGAGGCGCUGGGGACGGACAACGGAGAUACUGGCGCAAUUGAAGUAGAGAGCGAAGACGAAAACGAUGAGAUUGUCGUUGUCGACGACGAGGGAGACAUCGGCGCCGCUCCUACAACUGCUGUUAGCGAUAAAGACGACGCUGAAGAAGCUGCCACGUCAUCUGGUGACACUAAACAUCAGAAAAGUCCACUCGAAAAACUUCUUCUGCAGCCUGUGAAAAAACGAUUAUAUUCAGCUGCUAUCACUGUUGGCCACCCACAUCAAACUGGCGCACAUCUCAACAUAAACAAUAUUACCAGUUGUACAAACUGUUCUUUAAUACCGUUUUCUCAGACAUUAGUGUUGUGCAUUCACAUGCGUCAAACGAAAACAAGCAUCGAUACCACUAUAGAUCUUUCCCGAAGUUAUGAUCAAUGUGAUGGGAAUAAGGCACAGGCAGAAUUAUUUCUAUACUCUCAACCAUUAAAUUCGUUCACUCUACAUUUCCUUCUCUUCCGUUCAUCCAUUGGUCCAUUCCCAUCAUUCGCUUCGUCAGUUCAUGCCUCUUUUCCAUCCGAGCGACUCCUUCCCAUCAUCAUGCGUGUUGUCAAGCUCACCCCCGGAAGGCAGUUGAUGUUAAAGUAUCCACCGUUUGCCGUUGCUUUCAGUGCUAUCGGGAAUCCGCCACUGCCAUCCGGUCAACAUCCACCAUCGCCUAAAAGGAUGCAGUUUUAUCAGCCUCCUGCCCAGCAGCAUCUGGCUAGAAACACUCCCCCUCCUGGAUUCGCGCAGCCAUAUGGUAUGGGGAUGCGUCCACACGAAGAAGAAACUCGCCAAAUAAUGAAUUUGGAUAGUCAACAGACGCAUAACUCAUCACCUACCUCAUCUUGGCAACGUAUGACUGAAUGGGUGGUUGAAGCAAAUGCGGUUGUAGUGACGGACGGGCUUGGAUGGACGAGCGACAAGAGAAGUACCGAUGGUGUAGUGUUAUACGAGCGAACGAGAGAAGAAGAGAAACGAAUGAAGCCAUCUCCUUCAACGAAUCAACCGUAUCCAAUGACAAAUUUGAAUGCCUAUCAACAACGAGGCCCAAAUAUUUAUGCUGCUCCAGUUCCUCCUCAAAUGGUUCAUCAGAACGGACCACCUGGUGUUGUUCCUACAUCAAAUCCAUAUUAUCCAGCACCUGGACCUCCGCCAUCCCAUCACCAUAUUCAACCACAGGCACCGAUGAUGCCACCAGGAAUGCAUGGGCAACAACAACAACAGCAACCGUACUACAAUACACAGUCUCCACUAACUGGUCCGUUUCUGAAUCACUGUACUAUCUAUUACUGGUCAUCUGCAUCUAUGAACUAUGGAAGUUCGCAGAUGCCGGUACCUCCGCCAGCAACUAAUGGUUCUACACCAAUAUUCAAUUUCUCAAAACCAAGAAGUUCGAACGAAGGUUCAUCAGCAAAUGGUGGAGGUCAUCGGAGAAAGAAGCACAAUGACUUGGUUGGUUAUCACCAUAUCCGAAUUUCUGAAUUUGAACUGUUAUUUCAGAGCUCUCCUCGUUAUAAUAGCAAUGGGAGCGAAGAUGUCGAUGGAUCUAUCUUCCCAGAUAUGUCAGAUUUUCCACUUCUUGAUGUUGUUCAAUCAAAAGCCAAAAAAGAUGCCGGUAGGAAACCGUGUCGUCCACACCUUUGCGAACAAUCCAGAAUGCUGAUUUCACGUGUUUGCCAUUUCCAUAGGGAGUUUGUAAAAAGGACAGUCCUAGAGCAUACUCAAAAAUUUUCUUCCAGACUUCCUUCUCGUCAUCCUCUCGCCAAUUCACCAUUUUCGAAGCCCGACCAAUGGACCUCUCAAAUUAUGGGAAUUUCAUUAGCAACUGUACGGAAGUGUAUUGAUAUGGCUGUAGAUGAAGAAGUAUUCACAAGGUGCACAGAUAAGAAUCUAGUGAAUCUCACGCCAUCUGAAAGAGCCGAACGAGAAGAACUUCUUUCAAAGUUAUCUACUGUUUUUGAAGAUGAAAAGACACUUGGAGCAGGAACAGCUGGCAUGACCAUUGCAGAAUAUUCGCCGCGUCGAUCAUAUUCGAACACUCUUGUUCGUCAAUCAACCGAUGACAAAUCGUCGAAUUCUUCAUUUGCAAAUGGAGCUGACUACGGCAGCAGUGAAACUACUCUGUUGAAUCUUGAUGAUCACUCAAAUCAUUCUAAAGAUUUCGCUUCCACACCAACAGCUGAAUUGAACAAUGGUGGCCAAAUCUAUGAAGAGCUUGGAUCAAUCGGCGGUGGGACCCAGGAGUCUGAAGAUAAAUCUACUCCAGCUGUUGAAACUCCCAAAAGAGGAAGACCGCGUAAAACUCCAGGAAUGCCAGCUAAGUCGUCGAGCAAACAACAUCAAUCCCAGGAAGACAGUGAAAUGUCUGAGGAUGUAAGUCCGAAUAAACCUUGCGCUUUAAAGAAAGAGGAACAUGAGAAGAAGACUGAAGACGAAGAUGAGACUACCGAGGAGAGUGAGAAAAAGUCAGAAGAGACGGAGCAAUUAGUCUUAGCUGCUGAGCGAGAUGAUGACGCGGCAUCGAGCGAGGGAACAAAUCGCAGUGAAACUGCCACUCCAGAGCCAGCUGCAGACACAUCGGUAGCCAAAAAGACUCGUGCAGCAGCUAGACGAAAGAACACAAGAACGAUUGAAGAAGAACUUCCAGCUGCGGCAAAGAAGAAGAGAGGAUCGGUUACGGCUGCAACGGCUGGAGUUCCCGGGCUAGAUGACGAAAAUUCAGAUCACAAAAUGGUGACAAGGUAG